ACUCGUGGAACAGAGAGAGAGAGAGAGAGGGAGAGAGAUAGAAGAGAGACACAGAGAGGCACAAGUGGUCAUUACCUUGAGCCUUCACCGUGAGAUCUAUCGGAGAAUUCUCUAUAUCACUUUUUUCCACACACACAGCACACAGGGAAGGGGAGGGAGAGGGAGAGAGAGAGAGAUCUUCAACACAUACAAUAUGGCCCUUCACCAGCACCAAUUGGCUUUCAUUUUCGGCCUUCUAGGCAACAUCAUCUCUUUUAUGGUGUUCCUUGCUCCAAUGCCGACCUUUUACCUAAUCUAUAAGAAGAAAUCUGCUGAAGGGUUUCAGUCCUACCCUUAUGUGGUCGCUCUAUUCAGUUGCAUGCUCUGGAUUUACUAUGCGCUUGUCAAGAACAGCACCACCUUGCUUCUCAUCACCAUUAACUCCUAUGGAAUCGUAGUCGAGAUAAUCUACCUUGCCAUUUUCCUCUUCUAUGCUCCCAAGAAGCUCAGGCUCGCGACGAUUAAGCUUCUUAUGCUAAUGAAUGUGUUCGGGUUCGGAGCCAUGCUUCUGUCCACACUGUAUCUCGUCCACAGACAAGCAACACGUUAUCAGAUUAUAGGAUGGAUUUGCCUGGUGGUUAACAUCAGUGUCUUCGGUGCUCCUCUCCUGAUCAUUAGAAAAGUUAUAAAGACCAGGAGUGUUGAAUACAUGCCAUUUACUCUGUCCAUGUUCCUGACUGCAAACGCUGUGAUGUGGUUCUUCUAUGGCCUUUUCCUCAAAGACUAUUUCAUUGCUCUGCCAAACACUCUCGGGUUUCUGUUCGGCAUAGUUCAGAUGGUGCUGUACAUAAUGUACAGAAACGCGAAGCCAGUGGUUCUGGAGGAUCCGGUGAAGGUUCAAGAGUUAUCUUCUGACCAUGUCAUUGAUGUUAUGAAGCUGGGCACUAUGGUCCCAGAAGAUGCAAAGAAUGAUGCGAAAGAACAGAGGAACGCGAACCCCAGUGGUGGAGAUCAAAAGGUUUAAUUAACACAACGAGAAGGCCAAAAAGAAGCAGCAAGAAAGAAAGAAAGAAAGAAGGAAGAAAUAUAAUUUAACCUAAAAAGAGCAAUUAAUUACUUUUCUGAGUGGAGGAGGCAUGCAAAUAAAAGCACUUGAAGAUACAGUACGUAGCGUGCGCUACAAUGGUGUGGUUACUUUUGCCUGUACGAUAUAGAAAUUGUAACUGUCAGGCACAGUCAAUUAUUUACACUAGCCGUUAGGGUCUUCUUAUGUCAUAUUAUAUGGGCCUCCUCUAUUAUCAUUUCACAGUCACAUAUAAUAUGUUGUUGCUGUUUAUGUACUGGCAUAGUAUAUUUUCUGUGGAUGCUCGAGUCAAAUAAUUAGCCAUUUUAUAUCUUUCUGAAUUUCUAUACAUGAACCAUGUGUGCGCGCGCGCGCGCGUACUCAUGAUGAUGCUCAAUUAUUUUUAGUAAUUUGAAAUCUACGAAUUUGGCUAUUAACUACUUAUA
Messenger RNA from Prosopis cineraria, 1488 nucleotides. RefSeq names its product bidirectional sugar transporter SWEET10-like. Lineage: Eukaryota; Viridiplantae; Streptophyta; Magnoliopsida; Fabales; Fabaceae. Gene Ontology annotation, cellular component: membrane. The transcript is spliced from 6 exons. The record is from RefSeq and is a predicted model, not a curated record. Bases 194 to 1003 code for a protein of 269 amino acids. Gene Ontology annotation, biological process: carbohydrate transport. Gene Ontology annotation, molecular function: sugar transmembrane transporter activity.